AUGGCAGACACCGUGGAGCACUUGGUGGGAGGCGGUGGUGCGGGCGGCUUGCUGCCCAGCGCCUCGCCCGCCCAGCAUCCGCCUAACAUGUUGCAGCCUAUGGAGGAAAUGAUUCUUCCCCCCAAAAGACAAGCUGUUGUUGAUCGCUUAAGACGAAGGAUAGAAACGUAUCGUCGCCGACAGACAGAGUGCGUGCCCAGAUUCGACCAGUCAUUCACUGGCGCCUGCGAACAGCAGAACCUGGAAACAACGGCAUUGCAAAAACGUUUUCUCGAAGGAAAAGCAAAGCGACAAGCCAAGAAGAAUGACCGUAAGCCAGAUUUACCGGCCAUCAGCGGCAACCUGCACAGUAGCGUUGUACAUGUGCAACAAAAAUUUGGCUGCGGUGAUUAUGAACCUCCUGCAAAAUUGCAUUGCGUUGGUGGUGCUGGAGGAGGCGGCGUUGGAGGCGAAGCUCUCACUAAGUUCUCAGUAGAAAUAGUUCAGCAGUUAGAAUUCACCACUUCAGCUGCAGACUCGCAGCCCCAACAAAUUUCUACUAAUGUCACGGUAAAGGCACUAGCAAAUGCAGUGAAGACCUCAAGUUCACCACCUUUGCCACAAGCACCAGCCCGGGUGCCAACUCCGUUGGAUUGUGAGCGAGAAUGUAAAGCCGAAUGUAAAUCGGAAGUUGCUGACGAUGAUUUUGUAGGUCUUGAGGAAUGCGCUGCAGCCAUUGAGCGUGAUGCAGCUUCCGCCUUUCCGGGACUGGCCGAUCUGAUCGGUGAAGAAGAUGGAGGUGAAACAUUCGAGGACCUAAUUACGGAAAUAUCAGAGUAUCCUGAGUUCAUGAAAAAUUUUGAUAUCGACGGUGGCAAUUUAAAUGGGGGAGGGAUUGGUUUAGAGCCCUCCGAGGGUGAACCUGCACCGAGACCGUAUUCGGGUGGCGAGAUGUCACCAGCGGCGCAGACCUUGAAACAUAUGGCUGAGCAGCAUCAGCAGGCAGCUGGUGGCGACUGGGCGCGAUAUCGCGGAUACGGCGGAUAUCGCCCGCGGCCGGCGCCUCCUACCAUGGACCAUUUGCACAUGACUCAACAGCAACAACUGCAUCUGACGCAACCUCACCACAAUCUUCAGGUGUCAGCAGCGCAGCAUAUGCAAGUGAACAGUGGGGCGAGCGGUGGCCAUGUCUCAGUGGCUGCUCAGCAGGGCAUGUACGCCAGCUUCCAGCAUCAGGGAACGCCCUCGCCACAACAUCAUCAAGGGGGCGGAUGCGAUACAUACUCGGUGUCUCAAUCGCAGAGCAUUAACUUCUCACAGGCGAUGCGAGCGAGGCCCGCGGGCGCAGCUCAGCAGCCCCAAGCCCAAGGACAAGGUGCCCCACCACCACUCGGUGUCGCAGCUGCGGGUAUAUCACGCGAGCAGCAAGCGAAAAUGCUGCAGCAACAGCAGCAGCAGAUGUUACGAGCGCAACAGCAGCAAAUGCGACCUCCGCCUCCGGAAUAUAAGGCACGAUUCGUGAACGCGGGCGGUGUUGGCGGAGUUCCUGCGUUGAGUGCUCGACGUCCCCCCGCUGCAGCUCCUAGACCAUUUCAUCAUGCCAGACAAUAUGCGCCUGAGUGGCGACAUGUUUUCAUGCAACAACAGCCCACUUCAAGGCAGCAGUUUCCACAUCACCAUCAAGGUUUCAAUAUGGGCACUAUGGGUGGCAUGACGCAACAGCAACAGCAACAAAUGCAAAUACAACAAGCUCGUCUACAACAACAGCAACUUAUGCAGCACCAACAACAGCGGACAUCUAAUCAACAACAGUCGCCGAUGUCUCACUUGAUCAUGCAACAGAAUCAAAUGAUGAGUGUGCAAGGACAGAUACCAAAUAUCCACAUGAGCCAGUCCCAAAGUAUGUCGAUGCAGCAGGCCGGCAUGGGCGGUAUGGGUGGACAUCAAGGGAGUCCAAUGCAAAAUGGACCCAUGCAAGGUCAGGGACCAAUGCAUACGCAAAACAACCCUAUGCAACAAAAUACUAUGAUGUCUAACGGACCCAUGCAGAAUCAAAACGGCAGCAAUCAGCAUACGUUCCCGUCACUCCAUAAUACGUCUUCCUUCGUGGGACAAACCACAGACUUUAAUCUCGACUUCCUUGAUAACAUGCCUUCCACGGACGCAAGUAAUCUCACCGCACAGGAGCUACUUAACUCCUUAGACAACUCGUUUUUGAAUGACAUCCUUUAA
Messenger RNA from Arctia plantaginis, 2211 nucleotides. The record is from the annotation of a GenBank genome assembly. Lineage: Eukaryota; Metazoa; Arthropoda; Insecta; Lepidoptera; Erebidae.